AAGGUGCAAGUUUGUAUACACACGCAUGUAUUUUUUUCCAUUGAACGAUGUUGGAGUCUUGAGCUAAAAACAUUUGAUAUACAAAAACAAGUUCGGAAACAAGAAAAAGACAAGAGAGGAGGAGGUUAAUAAAAAAAGAGAGAGAAAAAAGUCUCUUGUGAAAGAGCUUUGACUCUCUCUCGUCCAUGGCAGAUUUUCAACCUGAAUACCAUUCUACCCCCUUUUCGCUUUCUUCUUCUUUUUCCAACAGCCCCUUCAUUUCUUUUACAUGAUUUCACCUUUCAAAUCUUGAAAAUCCAUCUGGGUUAUGCCCUUUCAUCACCAUUUUCUAAUACCCAUUUACAUACAACACAAUUUCAGUUUUGUUGGAUUGUCUUCUUAAUAUUAGAAUAUUUGAUAAAUUUUCAAGAAUCUGAUUGAUCAUGGGAAAUUGUUGCGUGGUCCCUAAAACCGCGUCCCAUAAGGAAAGGAGAAAGGAAAAAAAGAAAUACAAACCUAAUCCAUUUUCCACCGAUUAUGGUGCUGGAAAUGGAAUCAAAUUUCGUGUGUUGAAAGACGCAAACGGCAAGGAUAUAUCGCUGAAAUAUCAGCUUGGCCGUGAGCUUGGUAGAGGGGAGUUUGGGGUAACAUAUUUAUGUACGGAUUUGGAUUCUGGUGAGAAAUUUGCCUGUAAAUCGAUAUCUAAAAAGAAACUCAGGACUUCUGUAGAUAUUGAGGAUGUGAGGAGAGAGGUUGAGAUUAUGAAACAUAUGCCUAAGCAUCCUAAUAUCGUGAGCUUAAAGGACACUUAUGAGGAUGAUAAUGCUGUUAACAUUGUUAUGGAACUCUGCGGAGGGGGAGAGUUGUUUGAUCGUAUUGUGGCAAGGGGGCACUACACUGAACGAGCUGCUGCUGCCGUAAUGCGGACCAUUGUUGAAGUUGUUCAGGUGUGUCACGAGAAUAGGGUGAUGCAUCGAGAUCUCAAACCUGAAAAUUUCCUGUUUGCAAACAAAAAAGAAACAGCUGACUUGAAGGCAAUUGAUUUUGGACUAUCAGUCUUCUUUAAACCCGGUGAGAUUUUUAAUGAGAUAGUGGGAAGUCCUUAUUACAUGGCUCCUGAGGUUCUAAGGCGCCAUUAUGGACCAGAGGUUGAUAUUUGGAGUGCUGGUGUGAUCCUGUACAUUCUGCUUUGUGGCGUUCCACCUUUUUGGGCAGAAACUGAACAAGGUGUUGCACAAGCAAUCAUUCGUUCCAUUGUUGACUUUAAGAGAGAUCCAUGGCCAAUGAUUUCCGACAAUGCCAAGGAUCUUGUCAAGAAAAUGCUUAAUCCAGAUCCAAAACAGAGGCUUACGGCUCAGGAAGUACUAGAUCACCCAUGGUUACAGAAUGCAAAGAAAAAUCCUAAUGUAUCUUUAGGGGAGGUUGUAAAAUCAAGGCUCAAACAAUUUUCCGUUAUGAACAAGCUGAAGAAAAGAGCUUUAGGGGUAGUUGCCGAGCAUUUAUCAGGGGACGAAGUAGCGGGAAUCAAGGAAGCAUUUGCUAUGAUGGACACCAACAAACGAAACAAAAUAAGCCUGGAUGAACUUAGAACUGGUUUGGCGAGACUAGGCCAUAACAUACCUGAUCCGGACCUUGAGAUCCUAAUGGAGUCGGCCGAUGUUGACGGUGACGGAGCUUUGAACUACGGAGAGUUUGUGGCUGUAUCUGUACAUCUUAAAAAGAUGGCUAAUGAUGAGCAUCUACACAAAGCUUUCUCGUUCUUUGAUCAUAACAAAAAUGGUUACAUAGAGAUUGAUGAACUUCGACAUGCCUUGAGUGAUGAAGAUGAUGCCAACAGCGAGGAAGUCAUCAAUGCAAUAAUGCAUGAUGUUGACACUGAUAAGGAUGGACGAAUUAGUUACGAAGAAUUUGCUACAAUGAUGAAGGCUGGUACAGAUUGGAGAAAAGCUUCGAGGCAGUAUUCAAGAGAGAGGUACAACAGUAUCAGCUUAAAGUUGAUGCAGGAUGGUUCGAUUCAGAUGCCAAAUGAGGUUAGGUGAAUAAUCUCAUAUGUUUGAGAAACAGAAUACAUUAAAAGAAAAGGGGGAGAGAGAGUUACUGACAUGCAGAGCUUUUAAAGAAGAAAGUGUUCCAUAUUUAUUUGUUAAUUCAUGAAUUUAUCGUCGUCCAACAAUUUUGCAACUGUGUAACGAGACUUAGACUAGUCAUCCUGGCGACUAUGCCUGAUCAGUGGAGAGGCGCUGAGACUAGUCCUCUUGGGAACAUGUCUGAUCCAUGGAGGCACUCUUAACAUGCAAUCGAAGUAGCUAUGCUAAAAAUUCGAUUGUUAAGACAUAGUUCUUGUAGGCAGGAGAGUGAAUGUAACUCUUACAAGGAAGUUGCCAAGACUGAUACAUGUGUUGUAUAUACUGUUAUUUAGGCUCAUACGAAUAUAUAUCAAUGACAAUACUUAUACAGAACUCUUCAUUGA
This is a messenger RNA of Daucus carota subsp. sativus, 2449 nucleotides long. Its product is annotated as calcium-dependent protein kinase 8. The record is from RefSeq and is a predicted model, not a curated record. Gene Ontology annotation, cellular component: cytoplasm; plasma membrane; nucleus. The transcript is spliced from 9 exons. Gene Ontology annotation, molecular function: ATP binding; calmodulin binding; calcium-dependent protein serine/threonine kinase activity. Gene Ontology annotation, biological process: protein autophosphorylation; intracellular signal transduction; peptidyl-serine phosphorylation. Lineage: Eukaryota; Viridiplantae; Streptophyta; Magnoliopsida; Apiales; Apiaceae. Bases 423 to 2018 code for a protein of 531 amino acids.